UGCGUCAGCCUUUCGGUUUUCGUUCCGUGAUUUUUUGGCUUAACUGCAUUUAUUUAGUUGAACACGUUAGGAGUAAUUUAUUUUGCCAACAAAGCAGCUAUUUCUUUAUUAAAUCGUGUGAAAUGUUACUGAUUGUAAAUCAUUACAUUAUUUAUGAACUUUACUUUCACUGUAGGGUGAUUAGCGUUUUAUUUUAAUUUGUAAAAUUUACAUGAUAUUUAUUUAUGAAAAUACUAAGGUUUCGGGUAUUUACGUAAACCACGGCGUCGAAAAAAAACGAGAUUUCCUCCAACACGGAGACGGAUUACAGAUUCAAAAUGCCCGCCGCCAGUUUCGGGGCUCAGCUUCCCCCUCUUGGCGACGGGGGCAUCAAAGACGUGUGGAAUUCGAACCUACAUGAAGAAUUUCAAAUAAUUAGACAGGUGGUGCAGAAGUACCACUGGGUUGCUAUGGACACAGAGUUCCCCGGUGUAGUGGCACGCCCUAUUGGUGAAUUUAGGUCCACGGCAGACUAUCAGUACCAGCUACUCAGGUGCAAUGUGGAUUUGUUGAGGAUCAUUCAGCUGGGCCUCACGUUCAUGGACGAAAAUGGUAAAACACCGCCGGGCUACACCACCUGGCAAUUCAACUUCAAAUUUAAUUUACAAGAAGACAUGUAUGCGCAGGACUCCAUAGACUUAUUGCAGAACUCGGGGCUCCAGUUCAGGAAGCACGAGGAGGACGGCAUUGAACCGCUAGAGUUUGCCGAGUUACUCAUGACAUCAGGCCUUGUUCUUAUGGACAACAUCAAAUGGUUAAGCUUUCACUCCGGUUAUGACUUUGGCUACCUGCUAAAGCUGCUCACCGAUCAGAACCUACCGCAAGACGAGAACGACUUCUUCGAGAGUCUACGGCUGUAUUUCCCUACAGUUUACGAUGUCAAGUACCUCAUGAAGCUCUGCAAAAAUCUGAAGGGCGGAUUACAGGAGGUGGCAGACCAGUUGGAGCUGCGGCGCGUUGGGCCGCAGCAUCAGGCUGGUUCCGACUCUCACCUCACUGGGAUGGCGUUCUUCAAGAUCAAAGAGAUAUUUUUCGACGAUAACAUCGAGAGCUCAAGCGGGCACCUGUACGGUUUGGGCGCCCCGUUCUCCGCGUCCACGAGCACCUUCCAGGAGGGCGGCGAGGCGGGCACCUCUUCCUGAUCGGCGGAGGCCGGCGCCGGCGCGCCCGCCCCGUCCCCGCGCCUCUACCUGCAGGAGUGAGCCGCGCCCGCCGCUACCGGCGCCCACGUUCCUGCCUCGAGUGCGUCACUGACACAAUACCGUAGACUCUAAAGUGAAUGGAACUCGCAUAUGAAUAUUAAUUGAAAAUGAUUUACUAAUUAUUACUGUGCGUCCUCGGUUUUAAAAGUAUUUUACAAUUCGAAAAGAAUGGAAAUAUUUUUAAAAUCCUAACGACAUUUAUUUUUAAAUAGGUGAUUCGUAUUUUUAUCAAUUGUCACAUGUAUUAGUUACGUUUUUAAACAUAAUUUUAAGCUUUCCCUAUUAUUUACAUUUAUUUUAGUAGUUGAAUGUCCAUAUAAAAUGAAGUAUGUAAGCCGGUAUCGAACUAUUUUACAGUGGUAAACAUUAUUUCACUAAAAUGAACUUUGAUAAUAACAUUAUUUUGGCAUGUAUUUAUCAGAUCACCAGACUUAGUAAAAUUUAACACCAAAAAAUCGUUUUUACCACCAAAAAUAAUGAAUGAUCACCAAAAUUAGAACUCCUAUUUAAUGUGAAAUGAUUACCAAAUCUGUACCAUUUUUGUGUUCCGUAGCCAAAUGGCAAAAAACGGAACCCUUAUGGAUUCGUCAUGUCUGUCUGUCUGUCUGUCUGUCUGUCCAUCCGUAUGUCACAGCCACUUUUUUCCGAAACUGUAAGAACUAUAUACUGUUGAAACUUGGUAAGUAGAUGUAUUCUGUGAACCGCAUUAAGAUGUUCACACAAAAGUAGAAAAAAAACAAUAAAUUUUGGGGGUCCCCAGCAUACUUAGAACUGAAACUCAAAAUUUUUUUUUUUCAUCAAACCCAUACCGUGUGGGGUAUCUAUUGGAUAGGUCUUCAAAAAGAUAUUGAGGUUUCUAAAAUCAUUUUUUUCCCAACUGAAUAGUUUGCGCGAGAGACACUUCCAAAGUGAUAAAAUGUGUCCCCCCCCCCCCCUGUAACUUCUAAAAUAAGAGAAUGA
Molecule: messenger RNA, 2201 nt
Organism: Cydia strobilella
Lineage: Eukaryota; Metazoa; Arthropoda; Insecta; Lepidoptera; Tortricidae
Product: CCR4-NOT transcription complex subunit 7-like
Exons: 8
Coding region: 318-1181 (287 amino acids)
Cellular component (GO): P-body; CCR4-NOT complex; CCR4-NOT core complex
Molecular function (GO): nucleic acid binding; poly(A)-specific ribonuclease activity
Source: RefSeq, a predicted model, not a curated record